Morchella importuna is the source of this 3183-nucleotide messenger RNA. RefSeq lists its product as uncharacterized. The transcript has 7 exons. Gene Ontology annotation, biological process: mRNA 3'-end processing. Bases 1 to 3183 code for a protein of 1060 amino acids. NCBI's taxonomy places the organism in Eukaryota, Fungi, Ascomycota, Pezizomycetes, Pezizales, Morchellaceae. The record is from RefSeq and is a predicted model, not a curated record. Gene Ontology annotation, cellular component: nucleus. Gene Ontology annotation, molecular function: mRNA binding; protein binding.
AUGGCAGCUAUUAAUUCUGAUGAUGCCGAAGCCGCGUUCCUAAACGCGAUGAAGGUGUUGCAAGAAUUGGAAAAUACCCAAAAUGACUUGGGUAGUGAAAAUGAUAAGGGUGCGAACGGGCGCGCAGAGUCGCUGGGUGCUCAAGAGAGCUUAGAAGCCGUAUCAGAGUCAGAAGAUGGCACUAGGGGGCUUUCUCCGCAUGAAGAAGAAGAAGAAGUGGAACAAGUGGAAGAAACCGAAGAAGAUCAAGAGCAAGAAGAAGGAGAGGGGGAAGAGCAAGCCGAAGAACAAGAACAAGAUGAAGAUAUUCAUAUGAAAACUCCCGCGUUGGAAGAAGUCUCGCCUGUUGCGUCCCUUCUCCCUGCUACUGUUUCAAGUCCGAAAACAGGAUCUUCUAGUGUUGACGCCUCGGCCAACGAGAAAGAUGCUACUACUCUUCAUCACGACCACUCUACUGUUGAUAUUGGUGCAACUACUCAAGAUUCCUCUGCGCGUUCCUCAGCUGCCCCUACCCGUGCCGACUCUGCGAUAGUCGAUGAUGGUGCCUAUGUUCCUGAUGAGAAUAUUAGUGACCAGACCCCUCCUCCCAUGUUUAUUGACACGAACCCAAAUACUGGUUCUCAUAAUGUUGAUUCACUUCCUGUAUCGGCGUCCGUUGCUUCUCCUCCAGUAUCUACCCUUACCACUACCACUGCCCCUACUCCUACUGUACCAGUACAGAAUUCUGUCCAGAAGACCGCUACUCUUGUUUCAAAUAAGAGGAGAAGACUUCCGCAGGAUAUCGUAGGGCAACUUGAGGACAGGAUCAAGGAAGACCCCAGAGGAGACAUUGAUGCCUGGUUGGCGCUAAUUGAGGAACAUCGCAAAAAGGGAAAACUUGACGAUGCCAGAGCAGCUUAUGAGAGGUUUUUUGUAGUGUUCCCAGCAGCGGCCCAGCAAUGGAUUGCAUACGUUAAGAUGGAGCUGGCAAACAACGAAUUGAUUCGAGUGGAGCAAAUUUUUUUCCGUUCUCUUCUGAAUGUACCCAAUGUUGAACUUUGGUCACUUUACCUCGACUACAUCCGGAGACGCAACAAUCUCACCACCGAUACAGGUGGCAAAGCCCGUGCCAUUGUUUCCCAGGCUUAUGAGUUUGUUCUAAACAGUGUCGGAUGUGACCGCGAAGCCGGCAAGAUCUGGGGUGACCAUGUACAGUUCGUCAAAAGUGGACCAGGUAAUGUAGGCGGGAGUGGUUGGCAGGAUCAGCAAAAAAUGGAUUCACUGAGGAAGGUGUACCAAAAAGCUGUUACCAUGCCCGUGCAAGGAGUUGAGCAGCUAUGGAGAGAGUACGACCAAUUCGAACAAGGGCUUAACAAGCUAACGGCUAGAAAGUUCCUACAAGAAAGAUCGCCACUAUUUAUGACCGCCCGGAGUUGUCUCAUCGAAUUGACAAAUACAACAAAGGGCCUUAGAAGAGAAACGCUUCCACGUCUCCCCCCAGUACCUGGAUAUGAAGGAUACGAGGAUUGGACCAAACAGGUAGAGCUGUGGAAGAAAUGGAUUCAAUGGGAGAAAGAUGAUCCCUUGGUACUAGCCAAGGACGAUCCCGCAGGCUUAAAAACAAGAAUUUUAUAUGUCUUUAAGCAAGCUCUCAUGGCAUUGAGAUUCUGGCCCGAGAUAUGGUUUGACGCGGCUGAAUGGUGCUUCGCGAAUGGAAUGGAUGACCAGGGAGUAGAGUUCCUCAAGCAAGGCAUGGUCGCAAACCCAGAGAGUUGUCUAUUACAUUUUAAAUACGCUGAGCGGCUUGAAGCAACCAUUUCUGUUGAAGGUGGCGAGGAGGCCCUAGUACGGAAGGGCCAAAUGAUUAGGAAGCCGUAUGACGAUCUUCUUAAUGUAUUGUACUCCCAGGUUAGUAAGGCCCAACAAAGAGAGAAAGAAGAGAUUGCAAAACUUGAGGAGGGCUACCAAGACCCUCAAGGAGGCCGAGAUGACGAUGAUUACGACGACCCGGAUAUAAUGGCAGAUAAAUCCGCAAAGGAGUCCCAGAUUGCAUUCAUCAAAGAGUCGACAAAGGCGCAGAUUCAAGUCAUGUCCGGAACUAUCUCAGCGGUUUGGAUCAACCUUAUGCGUGCCAUGCGCCGUGUCCAAGGCCAUGGUAAGGUUAAUGAGCCACUUGGCGGAAGCAGACAGAUUUUUGCAGAUGCGAGGAAGAGGGGCAAAAUCACUAGCGAUGUAUACGUAGCUAGUGCACUUAUCGAAUUCCAUUGCUAUAAAGACCCGGCUGCGUUGAAGAUCUUUGAGCGGGGCAUGAAAUUGUUUCCUGAGGACGAGGAGUUUGCCUUGGAAUACCUAAAACACCUGAUAGCAGAUAACGAUAUCACUAAUGCCAGAGCUGUAUUUGAGACUUUUGUCGGCAAAGCGCCAGCGCAGAACACUAAGAAGAUUUACCAGUAUUUUUAUGAAUAUGAGGCACAUUAUGGUGAUCUCAAUCAGGUGUACAAGCUCGAGAAGCGGAUGAGUGAGCUAUUUCCUGGUGAUCCAUAUCUCAAUCGGUUUUCUACAAGAUACUCUUACAAGAGCGUUGACCCAUGUUCAUAUAUAUCUGUUAUUUCACCAAGCCAACAAUGCAGGCCCAAAUCAAGCGGACGUCAAGAAAUGAUGCAAGAUUACAACCAGGCAGAUAACCGACAACAAAUUCAAGUUGCCAUUCCUAAUGGGCGCGUUGGAGCUGAGCACCGACCACGAAAAGUUUUACGGCCGGACUCACCGCUUAAAGGCGCUGCUGGGCGAAGGCUUGACCAACAGAAACGUGUACAGCAGCAGCAGCAGCAGCAACAGCAACAACAACUACAGCAGCAGCAGCAGCAGCAGCAGCAGCAGCACAACCGAGAGCGUGGUAACUUGUCAGACCGGGAUGUCGGAAGGGACGAUGCACGAGGUGGCUACCAACGCCAGCAGCACCAAGGAAGGCCACAGCAACAGCAGCAACAGCAGCAACAGCAGCAGCCAAUGCACCAGCAACCGCCGCCCCCACCACCAGCGCCUGCACUCCCAGAAAUGUUGAUGUACUUGUUGAGCAUAUUGCCAGGAGCACAGCAAUACCAAGCAGUAAGGUUCAGACCAGAGGCAAUGAUGGGUCUUCUGGCGAGUUUAAAUAUACCUAGAGAUGCGCAGGGUUCUCAAUCAUAUUCGUACCCUAGGUGA